AUGGCCGCCAGAGCACUCGUGCUUGCGAGCGCCUGUCUGGAGCCCUUUGUGAAUGCGGGAGUGGCGUUCCCGGAGCCGACGGUUGAGAUUCAGAAGGUGCCUUUGACUGCGGAGCAGAAGUGGAUGGACGACAAUUGGCCUGGUUACCACAAUGGCGUGAACAUUGGCGGGCACCUAGUGAUAGAGAAUUGGAUGUUCAUGCGUGCCGAGCCACCGUUUCAAGAUGCCCAUCUUCAGCUGGAUUACUCCAAGGUCCCCAUGUUCAACAACAACAUGUGGUCCAACGCAAAUCUGGCAGAAUCCCUUCACAACCUCAGGGGCUCAGACAGGCUUGCAGUGGACACAAUGUGGUGCCACAUGGAUAAGUACUACACCGAUGAGAUGCUGGAUGAGUUUGCAUCGUUUGGCAUCAACUCCGCUCGUGUACCAUUGGGCUACUGGAUUUUUGAUGACCCGGAGCUCUUUCCAAAUGAUCCAUGGCCAGUUCCCCUCACCACCGGAUCUCAGCCCUACGGUGUGAAUCCAGAGGGCUUUCUGACGCCGGGCACGCUGGCAUUGUCGAAUCUCAUCGUCAGACUGUGGAACCGGAACAUGAAAGUGAUGCUAGACAUGCAUGCUCUCCCAGGAUGUAGCACUCCUCAUCAGUCCUAUGCCGGCAUCGAGUGCGCACCCAAAGCUCCCAAUUUUUGGGCAGGCUUGGCGGAGCAAGGCAUUUCGAAUCCCAAUGGGCCCAAUCACACAACCACUCGUUCCAAAGAUGGCAAGACGUGGGCAGAUGUUUACCACAAGCUCGCGGUGGAGCGUGUCGUUCCGUACAUCGAUUUCAUCAACAGCAUCUUACCGGGUGCGGUAGUUGCUUAUGAAAUGAUGAACGAGCCAGACCUGCUGCAACAUGACGCCACUGCUGCAGCAGUUCGGACUUCGACAGUUGACCUGGCGAAGGAUAUGAUGUCUUUGGAGAAUGUCGCUUUCGGCCUAAAUGACGGUGCCCACAACUAUGGCACCGACAUCAUGUCUGACGACUUGCUGACGACUCCGGAGUACAAGGACAGGUAUUGGCUUGACAUUCAUCACUAUUUCAACUGGCCUGCCAUGUGCAAUGUCUACGGGGAGGAAAGCUACAUCGACAUUGCUUGCGUUUGCGAGGCGAACGUUCCGAACACCACACACCAGUACGAGCAAGGGGCUUGGGCAAACUUCAUGAAGAAGGGCCUGCUGGAUGAUGGAUAUCGCUUGUACAUAGGUGAGUGGAGUGCUGGCUUACAGGUGGCCCGCAAUUGCAACAAUCCGACUAAGCUCCCCAACGCAAAGCAGGCGCAGGUGAUGUGGCGAGCGCAGAAACUGUCCUUCCUCACGCAGUACUUACAUUACCAGGGUCUCGCAGCGCAGAAGCAGUCCUCCUUCCUUGGUGACUUCUACUGGGCUGGCCGCAUGGGCCAUAAUUGGAAUGCGGACCCAUCAGUCUGCUGCUGUGGUGAGGAUCCCAACUGGGUGGACUUCGAGUGGUGGGAUUGGAGCCUUCUCAAUAUGAUCAGGCUAAAUCUUGCCCAGCCGAUGUCCAAGUUGGGAUGGACGCCUGAGACGAUCGAGCAGCACAAGGGCAAUGCCUGCACAGGUCCUUGGUGGCCGCCUUUGGAGAUGGAAGUCUGGCCAGAUACGGAUCUCGCGGUGUCUUCGGCCAUGACUUUAUCAUGCGGGCAGUGUGCAGUGGACAUGGGGCUCUCAUUUCAAGAUCCCCAACGAGGUCUGCAGCUGGAGCAGCGCUGGCAGCUGCCCGAAGCAGCCUGCGCGCUUGCAGCCGCUGCGCUGCCGGGGGUGGUUGCCCUGGCAGGCACGCGGUCAGGCGACCUAUUUGCAGCAGGCCCUGGAGAAGAGUUGGCCUCUGCGGGUGCUGUGCUGGCUCCAGCCUACGUGACUGCACUUCACGUUGGUCCCCCCACAGACGGUCUUGGAGGCAUCCUUGACGCCGAGGGCAAGGAAGGUCCGCGGGCCCUAUUUAUCGCUGGUAGCGAUGGCCGCAUCUUGCGGGCCUGGUUGCCGGAAGAUGCUUCGAGUUCGCACGUCGCUGAGCUGCUAGCAGGGGCAGCAGUGUGUGCCGAAGUCUUGUCGCCAGUCCUGGCGUUGGAGCUUUGCACACGGACUUCCCGUUUGCUGGUCUCCACAUCCGAGCGCGUUGCUGUGCUGUCAGAUGCCUUGGCGGCAGAAGUAGCGCCAGUGCGUUGGGUUGGGUCAAAGCCUCACAAAGGCAGCCUCACUGCAACCUUUGGAAGCUACUUCGGUCCAGAAGCCAUAAUUGCCCCUCGACGGGGUGGGCGUCUGUGGGUCGCCGAUGGCAGUGGGACUGUGCAGACAACUUUGAUAUUUCAGAACGCAAGGGGGGAGAAGGUGGCUCUCGGACACUUGCUUCCUCUCAAGCAUGACUGCGUGCUCAGCUUCGUGCGGCAUGAUGAGGAGACACAGACUUCUGUCGGGCCACCAGCUGUCCUUCUAGAUUUGGAGGCAAUUGCAAUCAGCCACCAAUGGCCUGUGCCACCAGUCGUGGAUGCAGUGCCGUGGCAUGGCGGCGCGCUGCUGGCACACCCCCAUGCGCUGUCCCUGCUGUUGGCGGAUGAGCCUCAAGCUGCGUGCCAAGCCCUAGUGGCAACACACAACCUUGGCGACGCUGCUGCCCUGGCAGCAUGUGUGCAGGAGGUACUGAACCUACGGGAAGCACUGGAUUCUACUGGCGCAGGUGAUGUCCUUGAAGGCUUGGCCCCACUUUUUGACGCGGUGGACGCUAUAGAAGUGGCAAAAGCCACCGAGUUGCGGCAAUGGGUGGCUGACCUGGAGGAGAGAUGGCUGUUCCAUCUCCGAGAAGAAGCUCUGGCCGAAGGCAAGCAGCAUGACUUCAUUCGCCUGAUAGAUGCCCCCCUGUCCAACUUUCCGACAGCGGCCUGGGAAGUUGACGACGAAGAGAUCGAUGGCAAGAAGGAUGAAAAGUCCACCGGGGAUGGAGAUGAAGAAGGACUUCUCAUUCCGUACCUGUGGCAGCAAUGCCUGGAACGCACGGAUUGUGUUAAACCUGCCGGAGAUUCGACAUUCCGUCCUGCAGUGCUUUCUCACAUCAUUCAGGCGUUGGAAGCACCAGGGCGGAGCAAGGCAUCAGAAGCGGCAAAGUUCAUGCCAUGGCUGAUGGCAAGGAUGAAGGAAGACACUCACCUGGCAGAGCCAGCUGCGCUCUUGCUCGAGCUGCUCUGUUCCUCGCAGGAGGCUUGGCCUGGCACUGGGCUUUCCGUGUCGCGUGGUUCAGCAGAGCCGUGGUCAAGGGAGCAGCUGAUGACAGCUGCUUUGACAUGCGACGCGAGUGCAGCAUUCGGACUUUGUCAGCACUGUCUAAUGUUGGCAAAUUGCGAACUGUUGGAACGAUGCCUAUUCUGGAUUAAUGGCAUGGUCGCACAGGCAAGUUCUGAUGGCUGGCUUGAAGUUUUCAACUGGGUCAAAAGACGCUUAGAAUCCACCAGCUGUGCAGCUUUGCCGACAGCUUGGAAUGAGGCCUUGAAAGUGGCUCGCAGCAGCGUUUGGGCCGCCCACAGGCUGCUGCAAGAUGCACUGUCGCCGCAGAGCAUGGUCAACGUGCGUGACGUCUUUGACGCUGCUGCAGAUUUCUUUCCGAAGGUGCUUCCUUGGAAUAUUGCUGACUGGAUGGCCUGGGCGUUUCAGCCAUCCCCACAGCGACAGGCAUGCCAGCGGCGGGAGACUCUUCUAGACGAGCUGCCGUACUAUCUGUUGAGAUUGUUGCCGACUUGCAAGCGGCCUGACAUGCUUCGAGAUGUUAUGGCGGUGGCGCUGCACAGGCGGCCUUUCGAGAGCCUAGCGCCAGAAGUACCGCUUCACGUAGGACAUUGUCUGCAAGCAGACUCGCUGUUGCGCUUUGGAAGCCACGAGCUUUGCUGCCAGCUGCGCUACCCGCUGGGCCUUGCGCAUUUGACGUUGUCUGGCUUUGACGUGUCCAGCUGCCAAGCCUGCUGCAUGGAUCAAAUCCGGGAGCUGAACUCUCGCUGCCUCCGAAGCCACCAGGCAGAGGACCUUGACCUGACAGAUGACGUGUUUGACAAGAUGCUUUCCAUGCUCGUGGUUCCAAUGAAGCAGAACAAGGAAGAAGACAUUGCAGAGCAGGUGAGGACUUGCCCGAUUUGCAGUGCACAGGGUGUGCCAUGCCCGGCACAAAGCGGAAGCGGUCGCGCAGGUAAAGCAACGCGGGUGCGGUGCCACGAUGGCCGCAUCAACCUGUGGCACGAUCUGGCAGUGGAGCUGAGAAGGCUAUCUUCCUCGGGCUCAUGCAGACAAAGAGCUGCGCAGCGCUGGCGCCACGUUCUUGACGUGGCGAGCUCCUCAAACCCAGGUCUCUUGGCAGCCCUGGUGGCGCUGGCACCGGAUCGCGCUGCAGCAGAGGUCUGCCUGCAUGCGCUCACUGCUGAUGCCAAUCAGCCAAAGCAUAGCGCAGGAGCAGAUGACUUGGCCUCCGCCGCGGAGGCCCUUUGGCAAAGCGCGCUGGGGGAGUGGUUGGAGCUGCCGUCGCGGCAAAAGGUGUCUGUUCUAAGGCCCCAGGCGGACGUGUAUGCUGAAGAGAUCCGGGGGCACAUGUAG
Molecule: messenger RNA, 4626 nt
Organism: Effrenium voratum
Lineage: Eukaryota; Dinophyceae; Suessiales; Symbiodiniaceae
Source: the annotation of a GenBank genome assembly